AUGCAAUCCAACAACCCAGCGGGUGCUCCUGGGCAGCCUCCCACAGGCAAUGGAGCUCGUGGUUUGCCUGGUUUGGCCCCAUCCCAAGCAGCCGCUGCUGCUCAAGCGCCUCUAAGCUCAUUGUUGGGCGGUGCAGUCGGGGGAAGGCCUCCGCAGCAGACAACUUUUGGUGCGGGAGUACAUUUUGGUGCAAGUGCUGCUGCACCCGGCCUUUUAUCUGGAGGGCCCAAACCCUUUGCCCGUCCUGGCGCAGGUGCCAUUGGCGGUGCGCAAGCUCACGGUUCGCCGUCCCUGGCUGGUCUCGCGGGAGGUGGGGCGCCCAAAGGGAGGCCUCUACCGAUGGCUGCGCAGCAACAAGUGCAAGCACCGCAGCCAGCACAGGGACUCGCACGGCUGCCCAAUGGACCUCGGGCUGGUUUACCCGUUGCUGCCCCUGGUGGUGGAGGCGGCCCACCAAUCCCUCCAGGUGGCGGGGGCGGUGGAAUGAGAGAGCUUCGUGUAGAGGAUGCUUUGCUCUAUUUGGACGACGUGAAGAGGGCAUUUGAUGACCGGCCUGAAGUCUACAAUGAGUUCCUAUCUAUCAUGAAGAACUUCAAGAGUCAAGAAGUUGACACUCCCGGAGUGAUUGCUAGGGUGUCGAGACUCUUUCAUGGAUACAACAAUCUCAUUCUAGGGUUUAACAAGUUCUUGCCAGAUGGAUACAAGAUCAGUGUUGAGGACCUCGAGAGAAUGAAUAGAGCCAACUCAGCCCAGAAGCAGGCAGAGUCUGCUGCGGCAGCUGCUGCUGCGGCAGAAGCGCAAGCGCGGCAGCAGGCACAAGCGCAACUGCAACAGCAGCAACAACAACUCCAGCAGCAGCAACAACAACAGAGACAAGGGCUCCAGCAUCCAUCGCCUCAAGCUCAGCCUAAGGCUCCACCAAUGCAGCUGCAGGCGCAAAGGCAACAACAGCAGCUGGUAGAGAGUAACCGCCCGCCGCUGUUGCAGCAGCAGACGUCAGGUCCGGUGGGUGCCCCAGCUCAAGCUGCACGACAGCCAGCAGCUCCAAGAUCAGCCACGGGUGGAGGAAGAGGCCGGGGUAGAGGAGGAAGAGGACGGCUUCCUACCCAUGGAAGUGCCGGUAGAGGCGCACAAGACAUGCAGAGGCAGCCCCAAGCUCAGGUUCCUCCUGGGGCUCAGGCCCGUGUAGGAGAACCCGCAGCAGGGCGGCCCCAAGAAGCACCCCCUCGUGCCCAGCAGCCAGGAGCGCAAGCCGCUGCCCAGGCGCAGCAGCCUCCACCAGUGGAAUUUGAUCAUGCCAUAUCCUAUGUCACAACAAUCAAGAGGAGGUUUGCCGAUGAUCCCAAGACAUACCAUUCGUUCCUGGAAAUCCUUCACACCUACCAAAAGGAACAACGUGGAAUCAAGCAAGUCUUGGAAGAAGUCGCUCGCUUGUUUGCGGACCACCCUGAUCUUCUCAAAGAGUUCACAUUUUUCCUCCCAGAUGCUGUUCAAGAGCAAGCAAAGGAAAGACUUCAUCGUGCUGCGGCAGAAUCUGAGGCCCGUCAGGCUGCAGAACAAGCUAAGCGAAUGGGACAAGCUGCUCAGCAAGAGAAGAUGAGAGGCCAACGAGCACCUGCGAAUGAUCCAAAGGUCAUCAUGGACCUGUCUGAGGGGCAGGCGCCGGACGAUGGCGAAGCUGCCAACAGAGGAACAAAACGCCCUUACGGCACGACGGUGAAGGGCGCUCCCAUUGCACCUCUUGCCGUCCCGCAGCCAGAAACUGCCGUGUACAAUUCUGCUGUUGAACGUCAGUUCUUUGAUUCAGCCCGUGAGGCUUUGACCUCGUUUUCCCGCGAUGGUGGGCAGGCAUGGGCCGAGUUCCUCAAGUGUUUGGACUUGUAUGCACAAGAGAUCCUCUCUCGUACGGAGAUGAUGCAUAUAGUCGAACCCUUGUUGGGAAAGCGAAAUGCAAAACUCUUCGAAGAGUUCAAGCGCAUUCUUGCUGCUGCCGGGUCUCAGACCGGGCAACCCCCGUCGUUGGAAGAUGCUUGGUACUCCGUCCCCCUCUCGGAAAUCGAUUUCUCUCGCUGCCGCCGAUGCAGCCCGUCCUACCGCGCCCUCCCACGUGAUUAUCCUGCUCCGCCAUGCAGUGACCGUAGCGAAGAGGAGAAGAAGGUCCUCAACGAUGUUUGGGUUUCACUACCCGUUGGCAGCGAAGAGAGUUACACCUUCCGUCAUAUGCGACGAAACACGUACGAAGAGAUCCUCUUCAGGUGCGAAGAUGAACGUUUCGAGAUCGACAUGGUGAUCGACAGCAAUGCGACCACGUUGAGGCGACUGGAACCCAUCGCAAAAGAGAUUGCCCAGUUGUCUCGUGAUGAGCCAAUGACACAGGACUUGUAUCCAGGGAACAAGCCGUCUGGACGUGGAGGACUUGGUGGCCGACGAUUUCGCUACAGCUUUGACAAGAACAUCUUGGGUGUCAUUCACCGCAACUCGAUCGAUCGUAUCUAUGGCGACGCCGGUCAGGAGAUGUUGGAGCUGAUGGUCAAGAAUCCAACCGUCGCCAUCCCAGUUGUGGUCAAGCGCCUUCGCCAGAAAAACAGCGAAUGGCUCGUGGUCAGAGAACGUCUGAAUCAUCAUUGGAAAGAUCUUGCCAAGAUCAACUACUACCGGAGUCUUGAUCACCGCAGUCUGACCUGGAGGACGACGGAUAAGCGAGGCACGAGCACACGAACUCUCGUUGCCGAAAUAAAAGACAGAGCUGCGAACGGCGGUAAAGAAGGCGACGCUGCUAUUCAAGCAAAACUUGAGAAAGCAAAGGAAGAGCACGGCACCUUCUACGAAGUCACCAUGGGUGAAUCCCUAUCGCGACAACUUGAUCUGACUAAUCUUCCCAAACCCGACAGGAGGAUUUUCACUCCUCACCUCAGUCUCAUGUUCGAGAACAACACAUGGGCACAGCGUGACGCCUACCGCAUCUUGUCGUUUGCGCUUGAACGAGGCUCCAUCUCGCCAUCCGACAAAGAGCGCUGCCAUCGUCUGUGGAUUGAUUUCCUUGGACCGUGGUUUGGCCUCAGUCUCAACUGGAUGCAAAAGCCGGCUAUGGGGAUCCAAGACGAAACUACAACUGCUACUGGCCCACCUGCAGUUGUGACAAAGAACUCCGGUAGCGAUGAUGUUCAGAUGGCCGAGGGAGGAAGAGGAGAAGAUGAUAGCAUGGAAGAAGAUACCGAAUCUCACCCGCCGCGCACUGUUGUCACUGAAGAGCCGCGCAAAGAAACUCCCGCCGCAGCCACGAAUGCCUCUACAUCCGCCAUUCUCGAUCAUCACCCUUUGCCUGCAGGUUCCCAUGUGUCCACCGUCUAUGGCGAGGGCAGAGUUUCAUGCUUCCGUCGCUCGGACAACACAUACGUUGUUGAUCUUCCAUUUGGAGCAAAGGCAUACCUCCAUCCAAGCGCUGUCCUGUGUUCGGUGAUGACCGUCGAGAAGUCCGACUAUACCACCCAGCUUCGUGCCGAGGACCGUACUAAGAUGGACCGUCCCACAGAUAUGCUCUCAAUUGGAACCCAGAGCCUCUAUCUGUUUUUCCGGCUCCAUCAGAUUCUCAUUCGCCGUCUCAACAUUGCAAAGAGAGUCGCUUACAGCAUUGCGGACGAUAUGACGCUUUGUACAUUGGUUGAGCAGAUGGAGGGAGACGACAAGGAAUCGCUUGGUCGUCGUCGUUACGAGGCGUUCUUGAGCCUUGUGUAUGCACUGUUAGACGGAGGAACCGGCAUGUCGUCUCAUGGAGGAAGUUCCGCUGCGGAAGGAACAAAAUACGAGGACCGUGUUCGUUGUUUGUUGGGACACGGAGGCUACGAGCUGGCUACAAUGGACAAACUCAUCUCCCAUUUGCUCAAGAACUUGCAGGCCAUGGGAAACGAUGAAACCAUGUGGAAUCUGGUUGAAUUGUUUCGUCGACAUGCUGACGAUGGCAUCAUCAAGCCAGAGUCCUUCCGCCAAGAAGCCGCCUAUCUUUCGGAAGGUGAGCCGGUCUUCGCGUUCCAGUACAGUCAUUUGUCGAAAGAAGACAAGGCUGUGUUGCACUUUGAGUACCUCGGUGUGAUUUCGGAAGAGGAAGUCAGCCAUGUGGAGGAAAGCCAGCCCGUGAAGCGUCAGAAGCGAUAG
Messenger RNA from Seminavis robusta, 4152 nucleotides. NCBI's taxonomy places the organism in Eukaryota, Bacillariophyta, Bacillariophyceae, Naviculales, Naviculaceae. The record is from the annotation of a GenBank genome assembly.